Molecule: messenger RNA, 1235 nt
Organism: Wyeomyia smithii (pitcher-plant mosquito)
Lineage: Eukaryota; Metazoa; Arthropoda; Insecta; Diptera; Culicidae
Exons: 2
Coding region: 1-1125 (374 amino acids)
Source: RefSeq, a predicted model, not a curated record
AUGAGCUCGAAAAAACAACGGUUGGAAAAUGAGGAAGCAGCAGCUGGACCCAGCAGCCGCUCCACUUCCGUUUCCAAGAAAAUUUUGUUUCUCGAUGAACAUUACCUUGGAGAGGCAGAAGAGAUAACUAACGAUCCUCUGGUUUCAACUAUCGUCGACUACGAUCCGGAGUUUUUGGAAUCAGAAUCGGAUGAGGAAGAGAACGAGCCGCUGCGUGAAGGAUUCGCCCAAGACAAAUUACCUUCUGGCCUUUAUGGUUGCUGGCCGUUAGUGGCCACACGUGUCGCUGGUAAUUCUGUUAUAGAAUUCAUCAAAAACUGCUGGCAGCUGUCACAGAAAUUCCUUAAACGGGAAGUUUUGUUUAAGUGCGAUGAAAGUGGCAUUGGAAAACCAGUUUGGAGUGAAAAGAUAGGCCCGGAAGAAGAAGAUUUUGUGAAAUUUGCCCUUUUUAACGAUAAAACCAGCCACAGAACCCUCCGUCCUGAUCAACUAACAGAGACAAUUCUCCAAAACUGGAGAACUAAGAAAAUACACUUGUUACUUCAUGUUUAUUCAACAUCUGUGAACAACAAAGCUGUUUUUCAAUCUGUUCAGGAACUUUUGCUGGGAAAAGGCUCAGCUGACAAAUCCGGUGCUGCAUCCAACUCCACAAUAGAUGCUCUUGCUAAAAAGCUACGUGAUAUACAUGGUCAUUAUUGGGAAGCCCAUCAUAUUGCGUGGAUGAUGUGGGCCAAUGUAAUUUUAGUGUCGGAGUCGCACGUUCAAGAAACGAUGAUUCACGAAGCACCCCCUGCUCAUUUAAUCAAACUGUUUCAAACGAAGGAGCAGCCACGUUUACAAUCUGUUGCCAGGAAUUUUUCUAUGGCCCACAGUGUUAAUCAAGGUUACCAGGACGAUGUGUUGGUGAUUAGGCGUAGUUAUGACCAGCUGGAAGGCAUGCUAUCGAAUGUCAACAAAGGAAUGAAACUUCUGAAGAACCAAAUCGAGUUGAUGGAAUCGCGAGCUGCAAUGGGAGAAUCAUUCAUAUCAGCGGCGGAGCAGGCGGUGCUAGUCGAUGAAACUUCCUUUAGUGCUUCAUUGGCUAGCAAAGUUAUAGACGCAGAGGAUGUGGACCACAUGUUAUGAACACGGAGGAAAAUGGUUGAAUUUAGAGUAGAAUAAAUUAACUUUGAUUUGAUUGGUAUUGUUAACUAUUUCAGGACUCUUGUUUGUAAUAUCAGAGAUGUUUUUUUUAA